Molecule: messenger RNA, 11481 nt
Organism: Coregonus sp. 'balchen'
Lineage: Eukaryota; Metazoa; Chordata; Actinopteri; Salmoniformes; Salmonidae
Source: the annotation of a GenBank genome assembly
GCCAUAUUGAUUUUUUUUUGUCAAUGUUGAAAACACACGUUCUUAAAUCGUUGUUCAAUUGUAUGUCCAACUUUUCGUAUCAUUGUUUUAUAUUGUGGUAUCUGGUUAUUUCUUUAUAGUUACUACCUGAAGAAUAGCAACACACAACAGCCAAGAUGCCGCGUAUCAUGAUCAAGGGGGGUGUAUGGCGAAACACUGAGGUAAGUUGGCGUAGCUAACGCUAGUACGUCUGCUGCUAACUAGCUUCCAACUAAUAUUCAAACAGUUUUAGUUAGCUAAAUCAACUCCAGGUUAAUUAACUACCAUGUAAAUGUCUUUACUGAAUUAGCUACUCAACAGCUUGUAAUUCACUGGAUCACUUUAGCUAACAUUAGCUGGCUAGUCAGCUUGCUGGCUAACAACAUUAGCCGUAAUAGCUAACUAGCUGAACUUCAAUGUAACGUGAGCUAGUUGACACUAGCUAGCUAGUAAUAGCUACUAGUUAACACUGUCUUUACAUUGUUUGUCUGCAGUUGAAACUGAAUUUUACUCGGGGAUCAGUGAACAAUGAAUUCAUCAAUAAAAUAAUACCUCCUCCCUCUUUCUCCCAGGAUGAGAUCCUGAAGGCAGCGGUGAUGAAAUAUGGGAAGAACCAGUGGUCUCGUAUUGCCUCCCUGCUGCACCGCAAGUCUGCCAAACAGUGCAAGGCCCGCUGGUCAGUGUGUGUGGUGUGUGUGUCAUAGACAUUAAAACCGGUGUGUGUGGCAUGCGUGAUAAGCUGAGCCCCAACACCAAAGAAGACUGAGUGGUUUCUGUGUGUGUGGAUAGAGUUUUGUGUAUUUAAUGUGUUUGUGUGGAUAAAGUUCUGUGUGUAUCCAAUGUGGUGUUUUUGUGUGUAGGUAUGAGUGGCUGGAUCCCAGCAUUAAGAAAACUGAGUGGUCCAGAGAAGAAGAGGAGAAGCUACUCCAUCUGGCCAAGCUUAUGCCCACCCAGUGGAGGACCAUUGCUCCUAUCAUAGGACGCACCGCUGCCCAGUGUCUGGAGCACUACGAGUUUCUACUGUAAGACCCACGCAAAAACACUUUCUCUCAGUGUUCAGAGAAGACCUCUUGGCGUGCAUGUUCUUAUGCAUUUUCUUGAUGUGUGUGUGUAUAGAGACAAAGCAGCCCAGAGGGACAAUGAGGAGGAUACAGCUGAUGAUCCCAGGAAACUGAAGCCUGGAGAGAUCGACCCCAACCCUGAAACCAAGCCCGCUAGGCCUGACCCUGUGGACAUGGACGAAGGUACACAAAUUGCAACUCUUCCUCGGCUCAUUGCUGUUCAGUCAACUUGCAUGGUUUAUUACAAUUAAAUAAAUAAGACCACACCAGCCAUUCCUGACUCGGUGUGUUUCUGUUUGUGUGUGUAUAGAUGAGCUGGAGAUGCUGUCUGAGGCCAGGGCUCGUCUGGCCAACACUCAGGGGAAGAAAGCCAAGAGGAAAGCCAGAGAGAAACAACUGGAGGAGGCCAGGUAUACGCACACCCACACCUUUUACACACCAGCACACAUCAGUGUUUCAAAUAAGAGCUGUGUCAUAUAAAUAUAACAAAUGCAGGAUUUGUCAUUUGUGAACUGCAUAACUUUCAGACAGACAUUUCUGAAUUUGCUGUCAUAGUGAGGGUACUCGAUUAAGCUGGCCAGGGUGCCCAGUGUGCGUGGUUUGCACCAGGUGAAAGGUGAUUGCAUUAAUUUUGGAACUGGGCUGCCUCCAGGCGUGAGCCCCGUUCUGGCCGACGGCGACGUCGUCUCAAAACAAAAGUGACGUAGGUUAAGCACGUGGAGUAAUGAGUAGGAUUCUGUUUUCACAUGCAAAAGUGAUUUAUUUUUAUAAAAAAUAUUUUGCCUUCCCAAUGAAAACUAGCUUGAAAAUUCAAACAUAUAUAUUUUAUGGAAAACAGAUGUAUGUUUCUAAACGAUGCAGCAUUCUGCCUUGUUGACAACAUGACCGAGUGACGCAGAUUACUGUUCAAUUUGAGCAGGGCGUGCCUCCCUCACCGGUUUCGCACGUUCAUGUGACGGGCCAUAGCCCGGUGCAACCCGGUCCAUCUUAAUCGAAUCCCCUCAAUGCCUACCACCAAAUCAAGAAAACGUUCAACCCUGACAAACAUGCACGCCCUCUCUUUCUCCUCACUCCCAGACGACUGGCAGCUCUACAGAAGCGCAGGGAGUUGAGGGCAGCAGGCAUCGAUGCUCAGAAGAAGAGGAAGAAGAAGAGAGGAGUGGACUACAAUGCUGAGAUCCCCUUUGAGAAGAAACCUUCUCAGGUAACACAUUACACACACAUACAUCAACGUGUGUGUGAUGUGUGUAUUAUUAGGGCUAAAUGUUUAUUAUGAUUCUAGGGUUUCUAUGACACUAGCAUGGAGCUCUACGACGGUCUGGAACCAAACUUCAAACGCUUGCGACAACAACACCUGGACGGAGAGCUACGCAAGUCAGUCGCACACACAUUCACUAUAACUCAACUUGACGAAUGCUACAUGUAUGAUCUGAUUGGGCUGUGUAUAGAUGGGAUAUUUUGACAGUUUGAAUGUGUGGAGGAGAGAGCUGUGUGUGUCUGACUAUGUGUGUGUCCUCAGUGAGAAGGAGGAGAGGGAGAGGAAGAGGGAUAGACAGAAGAUCAAGAAGAAGAAGGAAAGUGAUCUUCCGUCAGCCAUCCUGCAGACCAGCGGAGUAGCGGAGUUCACCAAGAAACGCAGCAAACUGGUGCUGCCCGCACCACAGGUAACAUCGCUAUGACUGUGUGUGUGUGCGCGCAAAUCUCUGAUGCAUAGCUACAGGAAAUAGUGCCAGUGAAGUUUGACUGUGUAUGUCUGAUGUUGUGUGCGUGUCUGACGCUGUGUGUGUUUGUCUUGACGUUGUCUGGCUGACGUGUGUGUGUAGAUCUCUGAUGCGGAGCUGGAGGAGGUGGUGAAGCUGGGUCAGGCUAGUGAAGUGGCUCGUCAGACCGCUGAGGAAUCUGGGAUCACUAACUCCGCCUCCUCAGCCCUACUGUCAGAAUACAGCCUUUCCAACAGCGCAAUGGCAACUGGGCUACGCACCCCCAAGACCCCUGCCGCGCAGGACAAGAUACUACAGGUACACACAUUCACUCUCCCCUUUUCUCUUUCUCAGGGUAUGAUAUCAAGCAAGCUGUCUAUGGUACAUAUCACCAUACAAUGUGAAUCAUAACAUCAAUUGAAUGCUAAUACAAUACCUCUGACAACAUAUCUCUCUCUCCAGGAGGCCCAGAACCUGAUGGCUCUAACUAACGUAGAUACUCCUCUGAAAGGAGGUCUGAACACUCCUCUCCACCAGAGUGACUUCUCAGGAGUCACACCCCAAAGACAGGCAGUACAGACACCGAAUACUGUACUGACCACACCUUUCAGGUACACACGCAAGCCGUUCGCACACACGCCAGCAGCAUACCACCUUGCAUCCCACUGCUGGCUUGCUUCUGAAGCUAAGCAGGUUUGGUCCUGGUCGGUCCCUGGAUGUUGGAGGGUCAGUAGGAGGCACUCUUUCUUCUGGCCUAAAAAUAAUAUCUCAAUUCCCCAGGGCAGUGAUUGGGGACAUUGCCUAGUGUAGGGUGCCGUCUUUCGGAUGGGACGUUAAAUGGGUGUCCUGACUCUGUGGUCACUAAAGAGCCCAUGGCACUUAUCGUAAGAGUAGGGGUGUUAACCCCGGUGUCCUGGCUAAAUUCCCAAUCUGGCCCUCAUACCAUCAUGGCCACCUAAUCAUCCCCAGCUUCCAAUUGGCUCAUUCAUCCCCCCCUCCUCUCCCCUGUAACUAUUCCCCAGGUCGUUGCUGUUAAUGAGAAUGUGUUCUCAGUCAAUUUACCUGGUAAAAUAAAAAAUACAUUAAAAAACACGCAAGCCAUUCACACACACACACACACAGUAAUUCUGUACUGACUAGUGACAAACACUGUUGCUGUUGUAGAACCCCGGGUCUGGGAUCUGAGGGCAGUAUGACCCCCCAGGGAGGGUUAACCCCUAAAGGACCGGGUACUGUGACCCCUGGAGUAACCCCUGGGCGCACCCCUCUACGAGACAAACUCAACAUCAAUACUGAGGAACAACUAGCAGACCCUGCCUACGCUAGACUUCUGGUAACACAAACUACCAUUGAAAUGGCUACUGUUUUCAGUUAGUUUUUCUGUGUGUGUGUAACUUUCUUUUCUGUGUGCGCGUAGCAACGAGAGUCGAGGGAGCAGCUGAAGCUGGGUCUGAUGUCGCUGCCGAUCCCCAAGAACGACUUUGAGAUCGUUCUACCAGAAAACGCAGAGACUGAACUGGAGGAAAUGGACACAGAGACCGGAUACAUAGAGGACGCCUCAGAGAUAGAGCUACGCAAACAGGUAACACUCAUACAGUCACACAGACCCACAUGCAUACAACUCAUAUAAAGCUCUGCUCUUGACUAUCCCCUUUUGUAACUGUGUUUGUUUGUGUGUUGCAGGCUGCUCGGGAUGCAGAGCAGGAGAAAGAGCUGAAGCUGAGACACACUGCUGUACAGAGGACUCUACCCAGACCAUCAGAGGUAAGCACACACACAGUGUGACUCUCUCACACACAGCGUUCUAGUGCUGCAUCACCUUCUCCCGGCCCCAACAUUAGCGACAAAACUAAUGCAUAAUUGUGUGUGUAGGUGAAUGAGUCUAUCCUGCGUCCGAUGGGAACAGAUCCUCUGUCAGAGCUGCAGCAGGCUGAGGAGAUGAUCAAGAAGGAGAUGAUCACCAUGCUGCACUUUGACUGUCUACACCACCCACCAGCCAACCAACAGGUACGUGUAUACAGUGCAUUCGGAAAGUAUUCAGACCCCUUGACGUUUUCCACAUUUUGUUACGUUACAGCCUUAUUCUAAAUUGGAUUAAGUUGUUUUUCCCCUCAUCAAUCUACACACAAUGCCCCAUAAUAACGAAGCUAAAACAGGUUUUUAGAAAGUUUUGCAAAAAAAUAAAUAAUAAACUGAAAUAUUGCAUUUACGUAAGUAUUCAGGCCCUUUGCUCAGUACUUUGUUGAAGCACCUUUGGCAGCGAUUACAGCCUCGAGUCUUCUUGGGUAUGACGCUACAAGCUUGGCACACCUGUAUUUUGGGGAGUUUCUCCCAUUUAUUCUCUGCAGAUCCUCUCAAGCUCUGUCAGGUUGGAUGGGGUGUCACUGCACAUCUAUUUUCAGGUCUCUCUAGAGAUGUUCGAUCGGGUUCAAGUCCGUGCUCUGCCUGGGCCACUCAAUGACAUUCAGAGACUUGUCCCGAAGCCACUCCUGCUUUGUCUUGGCUGUGUGCUUAGGGUUUUUGUCCUGUUGGAAGGUGAACCUUCGCCGCAGUCUGAGGUCCUGAGCGCUCUGGAGCAGGUUUUCAUCAAGGUUCUCUCUUUACUUUGCUCCGUUCAUCUUUCCCUAGAUCCUGACUAGUCUCCCAGUCCCUGCUGCUGAAAAUAUCCCCACAGCAUGAUGCUGUCACCACCAUGCUUCACCGUAGGGAUAGUGCCAGGCUUCCUCCAGACGUAACGCUUGGCAUUCAGGCCAGAGUUCAAUCUUGGUUUCAUCAGACCAGAGAAUCUUGUUUCUCAUGGUCUGAGAGUCCUUUAGGUGCCUUUUGGCAAACUCCAAGCGGGCUGUCAUGUGCCUUUUACUGAGGAGUGGCUUCCGUCUGGCCACUCUAACAUAAAGGCCUGAUUGGUGGAGUUCUGCAGAGAUGGUUGUCCUUCUGGAAGAUUCUCCCAUCUCCACAGAGGAACACUAGAGCUCUGUCAGAGUGACCAUUUGGUUCUUGGUCACCUCCCUGACCAAGGACCUUCUCUCCCAAUUGCUCAGUUUGGCCGGGCGGCCAGCCCUAGGAAGAGUAUUGGUGGUUCCAAACUUCUUCUAUUUAAGAAUGAUGGAGGCCACUGUGUUCUUGGGGACCUUCAAUGAUGCAGACAUUUUUUGGUACCCUUCCCUAGAUCUGUUCCUCGACACAAUCCUGUCUCGGAGCUCUACGGACAAUUCCUUUGACCUCAUGGCUUGGUUUUUGCUCUGACAUACACUGUCAACUGUGGGACCUUAUACAGACAGGUGUGUGCCUUUCCAAAUCAUGUCCAAUCAAUUGCAUUUACCACAGGUGGACUCCGAGUUGUAGAAACGGCUCACAGAUGAUCAAUGGAAACAGGAUCCACCUGAGCUCAAUUUCGAGUCUCAUAGCAAAGGGUUUGAAUACUUAUUUACGUUUUUAGGUAUUUAAGUUUUUUAUUUUUAAGAUAUUUGCUAAAAUGUCAACCUAUUUUUGCUUGGUUAUUAUGGGGUAUUGUGUGUAGAUUGAUGAGGUGGGAAUAGUAUUUAAUCCAUUUUAGAAUAAGGCUGUAACGUAACAAUGUGUAAAAAGUCAAGGGGUCUGAAUACUUUCCGAAUGCACUGUGUACACACACACACACACAGGGCUGCGUUUGGAGCGGAACUGAAGUACUUUGUUUAUUCCCCCACAGCGCAGCAAACAACGAGGCCCCGCCUCCACCUCCAAUAACGCAGAACACAUCGCCCACCUGGACAGACACCCCUACAAGCCAAUCAGCAAUGAGGAGCUGGCACAGGUAAAACAAACACAAACCCCUACUAGCCAGUGUUUCCUAAGAUCUAAUGUAGAUCAGUGUUUCCCAACCUGUUUCCCCUUCAAUGUCAAUGGUCUCCAUCUGCUGUGUUUUAGUCUAUUCUAGUAUGUCGCAAUCCUAAAAUGAAUAGGAAAGAUGGACACUGUCUAGAUGGAGUACUAGGGAUGGGUACGGUUAAUCGAAUAUCCGAACGGACGUUAGUAUUCGUUUGAGUUCAUUUAGGUAUUUUUUUUUUAGGUCUUUUAAACAACUAAAUAGCUUUGUCUAAAUUACAUUUUAAAUUAUCCUUGUGACAUUGUUACCUACAAGGAUAUACCAUGACAUUUGAAAUUCUUAAUUUAAUGAAAAAACAAACUUGAAUGUAUACUGAACAAAAAUAUAAACGCAACAAUUUCAAAGAUACAGUUCAUAUAAGGAAAUCAGUCAAUUGAAAUACAUUCAUUAGGCCCUAAUCUAUGGAUUUCACAUGACUGGGAAUACAGAUAUGCAUCUGUUGGUCACAGAUACCUUUAAAAAAAAAAAUAUAUAUAUAUAUAUAUAUAUAUAUAUAUAUAUAUAUAUAUAUAUAUAUAUAUAUAUAUAUAUACACAGUGGGGGGAAAAAAGUAUUUAGUCAGCCACCAAUUGUGCAAGAUCUCCCACUUAAAAAGAUGAGAGAGGCCUGUAAUUUUCAUCAUAGGUACACGUCAACUAUGACAGACAAAUUGAGAGAAAAAAUUCCAGAAAAUCACAUUGUAGGAUUUUUUAUGAAUUUAUUUGCAAAUUAUUGUGGAAAAUAAGUAUUUGGUCACCUACAAACAAGCAAGAUUUCUGGCUCUCACAGACCUGUAACUUCUUCUUUAAGAGGCUCCUCUGUCCUCCACUCGUUACCUGUAUUAAUGGCACCUGUUUGAACUUGUUAUCAGUAUAAAAAGACACCUGUCCACAACCUCAAACAGUCACAUUCCAAACUCCACUAUGGCCAAGACCAAAGAGCUGUCAAAGGACACCAGAAACAAAAUUGUAGACCUGCACCAGGCUGGGAAGACUGAAUCUGCAAUAGGUAAGCAGCUUGGUUUGAAGAAAUCAACUGUGGGAGAAAUUAUUAGGAAAUGGAAGACAUACAAGACCACUGAUAAUCUCCCUCGAUCUGGGGCUCCACGCAAGAUCUCACCCCGUGGGGUCAAAAUGAUCACAAGAACGGUGAGCAAAAAUCCCAGAACCACACGGGGGGACCUAGUGAAUGACCUGCAGAGAGCUGGGACCAAAGUAACAAAGCCUACCAUCAGUAACACACUACGCCGCCAGGGACUCAAAUCCUGCAGUGCCAGACGUGUCCCCCUGCUUAAGCCAGUACAUGUCCAGGCCCGUCUGAAGUUUGCUAGAGUGCAUUUGGAUGAUCCAGAAGAGGAUUGGGAGAAUGUCAUAUGGUCAGAUGAAACCAAAAUAGAACUUUUUGGUAAAAACUCAACUCGUCGUGUUUGGAGGACAAAGAAUGCUGAGUUGCAUCCAAAGAACACCAUACCUACUGUGAAGCAUGGGGGUGGAAACAUCAUGCUUUGGGGCUGUUUUUCUGCAAAGGGAUCAGGACGACUGAUCCGUGUAAAGGAAAGAAUGAAUGGUGCCAUGUAUCGUGAGAUUUUGAGUGAAAACCUCCUUCCAUCAGCAAGGGCAUUGAAGAUGAAACGUGGCUGGGUCUUUCAGCAUGACAAUGAUCCCAAACACACCGCCUGGGCAACGAAGGAGUGGCUUCGUAAGAAGCAUUUCAAGGUCCUGGAGUGGCCUAGCCAGUCUCCAGAUCUCAACCCCAUAGAAAAUCUUUGGAGGGAGUUGAAAGUCCGUGUUGCCCAGCGACAGCCCCAAAACAUCACUGCUCUAGAGGAGAUCUGCAUGGAGGAAUGGGCCAAAAUACCAGCAACAGCGUGUGAAAACCUUGUGAAGACUUACAGAAAACGUUUGACCUGUGUCAUUGCCAACAAAGGGUAUAUAACAAAGUAUUGAGAAACUUUUGUUAUUGACCAAAUACUUAUUUUCCACCAUAAUUUGCAAAUAAAUUCAUAAAAAAUCCUACAAUGUGAUUUUCUGGAUUUUUUUUCUUCUCAUUUUGUCUGUCAUAUUUGAUGUGUACCUAUGAUGAAAAGUACAGGACUCUCUCGUCUUUUUAAGUGGGAGAACUUGCACAAUUGGUGGCUGACUAAAUACUUUUUUCCCCCACUGUAUGGGCGUGUAUCAGAAAACAGUCAGUAUCUGGUGUAACCACCAUUUGCCUCAUGCAGCGCGACACAUCUCCUUCGCAUAGAGUUGAUCAGGCUGUUGAUUGUGGCCUGUGGAAUGUUGUCCCACUCCUUUCAAAGGCUGUGGGGAGUUGCUGGAUAUUGGCGGGAACUAGAACGUGCUGUCAUACACGUCUAUCCAGAGCAUCCCAAACGUGCUCAAUGGAUGACAUGUCUGGUGAGUAUGCAGGCCAUGGAAGAACUGGGACAUUUUCAGCUUCCAGGAAUUGUAUACAGAUCCUUGCGACAUGGGGCCAUGCAUUAUCAUGCUGAAACAUGAGGUGAUGGGGGCGGAUGAAUGGCACGACAAUGGGCCUCAGGAUCUCGUCACGGGUUUCGCUGUGCAUUCAAAUUGCCAUCGAUAAAAUGCAGUUGUGUUCGUAGCUUAUUCCUGCUCAUACCAUAACCUUAUCGCCACCAUGGGGCACUCUGUUCACAACGUUGACAUCAACAAACCGCUCGCCCACACGAUGCCAUACACAUGGUCUGCGCAUGUGAGGCCGGUUGGAAGUACCGCCAAAUUCUCUAAAACAACGUUGGAGGCAGCUUAUGGUAGAGAAAUGAACAUUCAAUUAUUUGGCAACAGCUCUGGUGGACAUUCCUGCAGUCAGAAUGCCAAUUGCACACUCCCUCAAAACUUGAGACAUCUGUGGCAUUGUGUUUUGUGGCAAAACUGCACAUUUUAGUGGCCUUUAUUGUCCCCAGCACAAGGUGCACCUGUGUAAUGAUCAUCCUUAAUCAGCUUCUUGAUAUGCCACCCCUGUCAGGUGGAUGGAUUAUCUUGGCAAAGGAGAAAUGCUCACUAACAGGGAUGUAAACAAAUGUGUGCACAACAUUUUAGAGAAAUAAGCUUUUUGUGCGUAUGGAACAUUUCUGGGAUCUUUUAUUUCUGCUCAUGAAACCAACACUUUACAUGUUGCAUUUAUAUUUUUGUUCAGUGUAUUUUUUAUAAUGGUGCAUUGAGCUACAGCUGGCCAUUUGGUCCUCCAGUCUGCCCUGACAUUAUUAUGCUGUUUUCCCCACUUCAAAUGGCAAUUACACGCGUACACAUAAUGUAGUUUCCACAAGACCUGAGAUCAAUGCAAAAUACUCACCAGAAAAUAUUUUUGGAUCAGAAUCAGUUUUAAAAUGGUGAAAAUCAUACUUUUCUUUCACUAUUGCUAUUAGCCAAACCUACAGAGAAAAGCACUUUGUCUGCAGUUUACCUCUGCCAUGUUAAUUUUUUGUCAUUUUGAUUGGUCAAGAGCGUAAAAAUAAAUAAAUAGCAUUUCCACUAUCGUCCGUGCUAUAUGGGAUCCUUAAGGAUGGGUUUAGAGUAGGGCCUCCCAAGGAUCCCGGAUAGCAUUGACUUUUUUACUAUCCAGAUAUCCGAAAAAAUUUAAUGAUUUUAUUUUAUGAGCAUCCCUAUAGAGUAGAGUAAAUUUAUUGUCCACGCAAUGUGGACGUUAGUGUGAAAUGCGUAAAUAAUCAAGUGUGUGUGACUUCUCCCAUCAGGCCAGUGAGUUGCUGAGCCAGGAGAUGGAGGUGGUGAGGGCAGGUAUGGGUCACGGGGACCUGUCCAUGGAGGCCUACAGCCAGGUGUGGGAGGAAUGUUACGGCCAGGUGCUCUACCUUUCUGCCCAGAGCCGCUACACCAGGGCCAACCUGGCCUCCAAGAAGGACCGCAUAGACUCCCUGGAGAAGAAACUAGAGGUGAGACUACAUGCACAUGCUAUCAUGUCCUUUUUACACUAGAAGCUGCUGAGCCAUAGGUAACUCAUGAUGUAGCUGUUAAGUGUGUGUGUGUGUUUAUCUGUGUAUUCCUAGAUCAACCGAGGCCACAUGACGUGUGAGGCCCGUCGUGCUGCUCGUCUGGAGCGCCGUCUCAAGGUGAAUAUAUACACUGAGUAUGAAAAUGUAUGCACUCACUAACUGUAAGUCGCUCUGGAUAAGAGCGUCUGCUAAAUGACCAAAAAAAACCAAAAAAAAAAAGUACUCUUUCUGUAUGUCUCUCUCUAAAGGUGUUUCUAGACGGUACCAUUGCUGUGCUGUAGGCCUGCUGAAGCAGCAUGGUGAACUGUGGGAGCAGUUAUAUGACGUGUGUGUGUAUAUAUAAUGUGUGUAGGUGUUACUAGGAGGAUACCAGUCCCGUGCUGUAGGCUUGCUGAAGCAGCAUGGUGAACUGUGGGAGCAGGUUGAGCAGGCAGCUACGGAGCUCCACACCUUCACUGUGCUGAAGAAACAAGAAGACACAGCGAUACCCCGCAGACAAGCGGUACACACACUCACACACCCCGCCAUAUCACACAAACACCAGACAUCUACACACACUGCAGCCUGUGAAGUUGCUUAUUGGACUUCAUUUUCUCUUUCUAGGCUCUUAGGGAGGACGUGGAGAGACAACAGGAGAGAGAAAAGGAGCUUCAGCAGAGAUAUGGAGACUUGCUGCUGGAGAAAGAAGCUCUGCUGUCUGUUAAAUACUAACACACACACGCUUACUAGACACCCCAUACAUGCUUUCUAUACACACAUAAAUCACUAACACAUAUUAUAAAAACAUGUUAAGCAAAUGCACACAUACUGGAGAAAGUGUCUGCUCAAACACAGGAUCAAAGCAACCCUCCUCUCCCCCUCUAAUUCUGUGACUUGGUAAAAAGAUGU